This is a messenger RNA of Lolium perenne, 768 nucleotides long. Its product is annotated as probable calcium-binding protein CML25/26. The record is from RefSeq and is a predicted model, not a curated record. NCBI's taxonomy places the organism in Eukaryota, Viridiplantae, Streptophyta, Magnoliopsida, Poales, Poaceae. Gene Ontology annotation, molecular function: calcium ion binding.
UAUCAUCAUCAAUCGGUUCAAGGCACACAUAUUAAGUUGGCAACUCCAAAUACGGUUAGCUACCUGCAAAAUUUAGGGGAAAGCAAGCAAGAUCGAACAGUACUCCUACACUCAAUCGAUCAUGCUGGUAAUGGAGGCAUCGUCGGUGUUCGCCGCCUUCGACAAGGACGGGGACGGCAAAGUGUCAGCCUCCGAGCUGUGGUGCGGCCUGGAGUCGACCCUGGGCGAGGACGUGUCGGAGGAGGAUGCGGCGGCGAUCCUCGCUACAGCGGACGCCGACGGCGACGGGCUGCUGAACCAAGAAGAGUUCUCGAGGCUAGCCGCCGGCGCCCACGAGAACGAUGACGACGUUGCCAAACGAAGGUGCUUGAUGGAGACGUUCGGGAUGUACGCAGCGUCCUCGUCCACGGAAGAUCACAUGGCGACGACAAUGAUCACGCCGGCGAGCCUGAGGCGGACGCUGAGCAGGCUGGGGUCGCACGAUCUGGGCGUGGAGGAGUGCAGGGCCAUGAUCUGCAGGUUCGAUCUCGACGGCGACGGCGCCCUCUCAUUCGACGAGUUCAGGGUCAUGAUGAUGGUAUAAUCGAUAGAGUCUCGCAUCUCAUCACAAUUUUUUCUAGAUUAAUGUUCACUUCAUCGACCGCAUAUGUACAGUACGGCUAUGCCUUCAUUGGUUCAUUCCUUCGUUCAUUGUUUCACUCUCUCACGAAGUCACGAUCGUUAUUGUGUUAUAUGGUAAGCUAGUUUGAAUGGGUUCCGUUGUCUAAA